GCCGGUCACGCCGCGCGCCGAGCACAGACCAGACCCGUGAGCGCGCCCAGUCCGCGGCAGGUCUGGAAGUGCAGAGAGGAGGCAGGAAAACGCUGCUGGAGCGGGGAAUGAUGGCGGUGAGCGAAAAGAAGGGACAACUUUGAGACUGUAAAACCUGGACGUUGGGCCAUCUUUCGGUGUCUAACACGAUGAAGCAACCGGGAGAUGACUUCACUCCGUGUGUUUAGUUGAGACAACAGUGCUCCAGAAAAGCUCCGCCGGACCCAUGGCACCGGUUGCGUAAAGUCUUCGGGGAUAACAGUUCACCAGCAAGCUCUAACUCUCUCCAAAAUCGGCUUUUUAAAAUUGGGCUGCAGCCAUAAACAAGCAAAAUGAUCAAAGCAGAAAGCAAAGGAGGCGAGAGGACCCUGAGGAGCGCGUCUCCUCACAGAAAUGCAUACAAGUCUGACUUUCACGCCAUUAAGUGCUCCUUUGAUGGGCCCAAAUCCGAAGGAGCCUCCAAAACAUUUGCAAAUGGAUCCAGUGACACCCGGGAAGACUCACGGGGAAGGCCUUUUGGGACCAGGGUGAAUAAGAUAAAGAACAUAUUCCUGCAGAUGGAUGGUCAGCAACAGGAGAGCCAAGAGGUCAAAGUGGCUUUAAAGUCUGAUGUGUCCCAGGUGUCCCCACCAAAGAUGCAGUUUCCAGUCAACACCCACAGAGUUAGCUUCAACAGUGCUACAAGCCCAGAGCCACUCAUUGCAGAUAAAACACCCAAGGGGGAAGAUGUUGAGAUUGACAAAGUGGCUUUGGCGGAGAAGUUUUCUGUGACCAGAAAACUCUUUGAACGGGGCAUCAAAGAGCAGCCCGCAACCGAGAAGCAAUCUCCAAACAGAGUAGUAAAUCGUUUGUCCCUUGGAAGUGCUUCUGAUGAGGGGAAAAGCACAAGGAGGGUAUCAGGAUCCUCAGAGACCACUAUGAAAUCAGAGCAAACUCCUACAUCAGCAGUUAAAGGUCAACCAGAUGAGAAGGCUGACGGUGAGAAAAAGCAUGUGUCAAGAGUUUCACUGAAUGCAGGACCCAUGUCAAAGAGACUGGAGAAUUAUAUAGUGGAGAAUGACUCAGAGGACAGCAACAUAGCUGCGGCAAAAGGAGGAGUGGUGUCUGCUAAACAACACAGUUCCAUUGAACACUUAUCGCCUACCUCUCCACCAAGGGACAGCUUACACAAACCCACUUCUCCUGUCAAAGAUGCCACUGAGUCUUCAAUUAUAACUGAUGCCACUAAUAAAAAUAAAGACAACAGAGCAGUGUCUUUAGGUGCCGGUGCUGGGCUUAAACCUAGAUUCCCACUUCCCAGUGCAGCAUCCAAGUCUACUUCUUUGGCAGCUGAUUCCUCUCACAAGGCCAUCUCACCUGAGCAAACCCCAGUCAGCCAUGGCUACAAGUGCUCCUCGUCAUCUGGUGAAGGAUUUAAUAGGAUAUUUCUUGGUGGAGAUGGAGGCAAACCACAAAGUCCGCCACCAAGUGAUGUGAAGCAGCCUCCUCUGUCGUCUGGUGGCAUUCAGAAUGCUAACAGGGCCAAAUAUUCUGAAAAUGCCAAAAGUUUUAACAGUGUGAUACAUAGUCCUACUGGCGACAAGCCACCCAGCCAGACCUCAUCACUGGACUCCAAAGGAGUGAGCAUGGUACGGGCUGAACUGGUAGUGGUUCAGAAUGAGUCCUCUGAGAGUGAUGAGAACGAGGGCGUCGAAGAUAAUGUGUUUGAGGAACAGAAAAUGCAGCACUCUAAAGACCUACAGCCUGACCUGAAACGUACCUCUCCACCAGAAAAACAGAACUCUGCUCCUCAGGUCAUGUUGAGAGAUGACACAAAGGAAGCACAAAGGAUAGCAGAGACUGUGGGUGAAUAUAGGGUCCUAGAAGAUAACAAGGAAUUUGGGCUGAAAGACAAGAGACCAGAAGAGAGUUUAGUUGUGAGCCGGGAUGGUGAAGAUGAUCGUGAUGAAGAUGAUGAAGCAGCAGAGGAGGAUGGUGAACUGGAGGAUCAGGUAGUUCGAGCAUCUCCAGUAGCGUACGGUAUCGAGAAUGCAGCAUUUGUGGAUGACAGGGAUGUGGACCAGGUCCUCAGGGAAGAGGAAGAGGAAGAGGAGGAGGAGGAGGAGGAGGAAGAAGGCGAAGAGGAGUAUGAGGAAGAUCAAAUGUAUAGGGAAUAUGAUGACUGUUAUGAGGCCCCUGGACUGUCAGAUGAGGAUGAGCCUCCCGUAAAGAGGAAAAUCAAGUUCUCCACAGAUCCUAUUAUGGUCUUCAGUACCUUCUCUAAUGAGGAAUAUGAUCGGCGCAACGAUGAUGUCGACCCAGUAGCAGCAUCGGCAGAGUACGAGCUGGAGAAGAGAGUCGAGAAGAUGGAUGUGUUUCCUGUGGAGAUUGAAAAAGGAGACAACGGGCUUGGUAUCAGUAUCAUAGGAAUGGGAGUGGGAGCUGACCAGGGUCUGGAAAAACUUGGCAUUUUUGUGAAAACCAUCACAGAGCAAGGAGCAGCUGAAAAAGAUGGACGCAUACAGGUGAAUGACCAGAUAGUGGAGGUGGAUGGUAUUAGUCUUGUGGGAGUUACCCAACUGUUUGCUGCUACAGUGCUAAAGAACACCAAAGGCACCGUGAGGUUCCUGAUUGGUCGGGAGAAGCCGGGAACACAGAGCGAGGUAGCCCGCCUCAUAAGCGAGACACUAGAGCAGGAGAAGAACCAGCAACAGCAACAACACCUGGAUGACCCCUAUGAACACUCAACAGAGGAGGAGGAGCGGUAUGAGGAGGACGACGGAGUGGAUGAGAGGAUUCUAGGGUCCAACUUCUCUCCAGGGCGGAACGUAGAGGUGUUUGACCUGCCGAUGUCAGAGGCUUUGUUUAUGCCAACCAACAUGGACGGCUCUCAGAUGGCCUUCAAGUUCAAAGAGCUCCAGCUUAAACACAGCAUUGCCACAGCUGAAAUAAAUCAACUGAAGGAAAAGCUAAGGUCAUCAGAAGAGAGCAAAUCGUUGUGGGAAGCCAGGGAGUCUGCACUGGAGCAAAAGAUCGAGGACAGCAACGACAAGAUCCUCAAGUUGGAGAAUUACUGGCUGGAAGCCCAGGGUCUCUGUAAGAGUGUGAAUGAACAAUUAGCUGAGACUCAAGCCCAGUAUGAAACUCUGGACAAGAAAUACAACAAAGCCAAGAAACUGCUCAAGGACUACCAACAGAAAGAGAUAGACUUUGUGAAAAAAGAGGAGGAACUGAAAAAAAUUCUAGAUGAAAAAGACAAGUGGUACAAGGAGCAGCUGGAGAGUUUGCAGAACAGGAUAGCUGCCCUGGAGUACAGAGGGUCUUCAGUCGUGGAGUGUCAGAGUGGUCAGGACUCUGCUGCAGAGGAGAGACGAAGCAGCCAAGACUCCGUUACCAACGCACAGUCUGUUGACUCACUGCAAGAACAAGACUGGAGUGAGCUGGUCCCUGAGACUGAGCGCUUAGACACCAGUGCACACAGAGCCAAAGGCCUGCUGGCCCAAAAGGCCAAGCGUCAGCCUCCGUCGCGAAGCAAACUGAAGGAGAGCCUCACUGUGGCCUCAGGUCAUUCUCAGGAAACUGAAGAAGAGGAGGAGCAGGAAUCUCCCAGGAGGAGGAGGUCUAUCCAGGAGAGCCUGUCCCUCCCAGUCCCCGUCUGCUAUCCUGGGAACGGACAGAAAGAUGAUCCAGGUGAGACUAGAGAUGGAUCCAGGAAUAAGGCAGAGCUUUCCAGCAGCCCGUCUUUGUCUCCGUCACAAGGAGACAGUGUUGAAAGCAGCGGAAGUCCCUCUUUGUCCCCCCCAAAGCACAGUUCUUCACCACAUUCCCCCUCUGGGUUUAUGCGCAAUGUCAAGAAGAGGGAGUCCAAAGGCAAAAGCAAAGAGCUCAAAGAGGAGUUAAAUGAGCCUUCAUCAGCAGGAAAAUCUAAAAGAAGAUUUCCAGACUUUGGUGGCCUCCGGAAGUCUGGUGGAAAAGGAAAAAAACAUGACAAGGAGGCGAUGAGGGCAUCUUUGGACAGCAGGGGGUCAGCAGAGUUACUGGAGGAAUCUGGAGGGAACCUGUCACCUGCAGAGUCAAUGACCUCCAUUCCCACCUGUAUGCCUUUCUCCUGGUUUGGAGACAAAGAGAAGGACAGAGACAGAGAGCCUUCCUCUUCCAGCAGCAGCCUACCCUACUCUGCCAAUGAGACCAGCAGUGAGCAAAGCCAGGAUCGUAAGAAUAAAACAAAUCUCUCCUGGUCCUCUUUAUUCAGUCGUUCGUUAGAUUUGAGUUUUUCAGUCAUAGAUGAUUCUAACCCUGCCAGUCCCAGUUCAGACAUCUCUGGGUUAGUUGCUGAACCCAAUCUGUCUGGGCGCUCACACACUUUAAUCUUCUCUUCCAGCGAGACUUUGGAUGAUGAACCAGUAGCCACAGGAAAAGAGUAUCUGUGGCAGACCCGGCCAGUCUCUGAAUGGACUAAUCAGCAGGUCUGUCACUGGUUGAUGGGCAUGAACAUGGACCAAUACACGCCUGAAUUCACAGCUAAGGGAGUGGACGGCCAGCAGCUGCUGCACUUGGACAGUGACAAGUUGAAGGCACUCGGUGUGUCGAGUCAAAGUGACCGUUCAACUAUCAAGAAAAAGCUGAAGGACAUGAGAAAGGCCCAGGAGAAGCUGGAGAAACAGAGAGAGAAAAGAGAGAAGGAGGGUCGACGCAGUGGGAGACUUCCACUGGCUUCUGACUCCGUCUGCUGAGGUAUCAGCUCUGCUCUGAUCCAAACAUCUCAUACAGCUCAUCACCAUGAAGGAGCCUGAGAGACUAUUGUUCUGUAACUUCUGGCUCCAUGUCACAACAGAACAUGACUGCCAGGAGUAACCCUGUGCUGACUGAAGUGCCAGUUGUCAUUAAUGUGCGUACUGCUUCUUUUCUUUUCCCCCAAAUACUUUAUGAAUAUUCAGCUUAAAUCGUGUAAAUGAAUUAUUGAGAAUGUCAAAACGUUGGGUAUGUGACCAAAAAGAUAUCCUAACAUUUUUUACCACUAAAAAACAAUCUAGAAGCUAUAAUGAUGAAAGUCUGCACUCAGAUAUGAUGUAGUUCUUGCAGAUCACGCACACAUUUACCUAUGGAAGUCAAAUGUAUACUGCUUUUUUAGCAUUUUAUAUUUUUGCUAAUAUGAUAAACCUGUUUCCAUGUUCGACCAUUUGCUGGAACAGCGACUGUACAGUUCAGAUAAAAGCACUAUAUUUGUCUUUUAAGCUUAAAUGGGCGACAAGGUUUUAAAUGUAUAAAUAAGUUUUAUACAUGUGCCUAUUAACUGCAUAUCUUUUUUUUUUUUUUUUACCUAAAUACCAUUGUUCAUUUUAUACUAUCUAAAAGUUUCUACUAAGUAGAAUAGCUAGGGCCAUUGUCUCUGCUGAAUGAAAAGCAACAAAUCAAAUCAACUAGGGACGAUGUGAAUGCUGCUGCUCUGUCCCGGACUCCGUAUCGCUGAGAUGGUACCAUGAUGCUCCAUGUAAACGCACACGGCAUGCAGGUCUGCUACGCUAAACCUCACCGAUCCAUCAGACACUAGGAAGAGCCGAUGACAAGGACUUGUGUGAGUCGGGAGCAGCGUCGUGUAUGAAUGUGAGGCUGAACAGUGAGUCCACAGCCAAACCCAAGUGCUUCUUUUCUCCUUCUCAAGCAUGACGCCAUGUUCUGUAUAGAAUACGACAUGUUGGACUGCAAGAAAGCUGUGUUUUCCGUGUCCUCUGAAUCGGAGAAACGUUUCUUGGUACAUACAGCAUCAAUAAACUAAUUUUCACUGUA
Acanthochromis polyacanthus (spiny chromis) is the source of this 5805-nucleotide messenger RNA. RefSeq names its product protein phosphatase 1 regulatory subunit 9A-like A (gene ppp1r9ala). Gene Ontology annotation, cellular component: cytoplasm; actin cytoskeleton; postsynaptic density. Bases 372 to 4751 code for a protein of 1459 amino acids. Lineage: Eukaryota; Metazoa; Chordata; Actinopteri; Pomacentridae. Gene Ontology annotation, biological process: neuron projection development; calcium-mediated signaling; actin filament organization. The record is from RefSeq and is a predicted model, not a curated record. Gene Ontology annotation, molecular function: actin filament binding. The transcript is spliced from 20 exons.